AUGUUCUGGAGGAAAGAUGGAGAGGAGCUUCAUGAGGACGCGGACAAAGGAGAGAUCCUCCCCAACCAUGAUGGAACCUUCCAGAUGAGUGUUGACCUGAGCAUCUCAUCAAUCGCUCUUGAAGACUGGAAGAAGUACGACUGUGUGUUUCAGCUGUCUGGUGUCAAAGACGACAUCAUCACCAAACUGGACAAAUCAGUGAUCAGGACUAACUGGGUUCCUCCAUCAGGGUUUCCUGCUGGUGCUGUCAUUGGAGUAGUUGUAGGUCUGCUGCUGCUGUCGCUCUGCAUUGCUGGACUCUUCAUGUGGAGAAAGAAGACUAACGGGUUCAGACCUGCUAACAGUAAGAUUUUCUGAUAUUUACUGUAGAUCUGUAAUCACUCUGAUCUUUGCAGUCUUGUCUGUUGGAUUUUAAACUCAGACUUUGUUUGGUUUUCAGCCUAAGAUUCUGCAGACAGACAUUCAGAUCUUAACUGAUCACAGUGAGUACGUCCUUCUUUUAUCUACGUGUGGCCUGGUCAUAAAAUGACAGGACCGGACACAGAAUAAUUUUUAUGUGGGUUUUUAUUGCCCGACUGGACCCAUACAAAAAUGAGAACAGCGUUAAUAUUAUUCACUGAGGAUUGUAGAU
Acanthochromis polyacanthus (spiny chromis) is the source of this 631-nucleotide messenger RNA. RefSeq names its product BOLA class I histocompatibility antigen, alpha chain BL3-7-like. Gene Ontology annotation, cellular component: external side of plasma membrane. The record is from RefSeq and is a predicted model, not a curated record. Gene Ontology annotation, biological process: immune response. NCBI's taxonomy places the organism in Eukaryota, Metazoa, Chordata, Actinopteri, Pomacentridae. The transcript has 3 exons. The coding region runs from base 1 to 357 and encodes 118 amino acids.